UCCUACACUGUAAACUCUGUUGACACAAAAUCAUGCCUGCUGGUCAACACCUAUUCUGCUCUACAUACUAGAACCUUUAUUUUGGGGGGGAAAUAAUUCUCAGAUUUUUUGUGAAUUUUUAAAGUUUUGUAAUUUUAAUAGCUCCUAGACGGCAAACUCUGUUGACACAAAAUCAUGCAUGCUGAUCAACACGUACCUGCUGUACUUUUUAGAAAAAAUGCAUCUCUUAAUUUUUGUUAAUUUUAAAACCAUUGUAAUUUCAAAGUAAAAGCAAGAUAAACAAAUAAUUUGCCACAUUAGCGAGAAUAUUUCAGAUUUAAAGAGACUAUGUUUAAAUACCUUAAAUUAAUUGCUGACAUGUCUCCUCAGCAUUCAUUGUUACAUAAAUGUUUCCUCAUGAAAUACAGACACAGACAGAUUUUCUGUGUGAAUUUGGUGUCACUAUAGUUUCAAAUGGAGGAACUUUUGGAAUUUAUAUUAUUAAAAGUUUCACACUAAAUCUAAACUGUAUACCUGGAUUAAACUAAAUAGUGUUGUGUGAUCAGUGUGUGUGCAGUGUUGUAUUUAGUGAAUUUGGUCACACUGCAGUGUGUAAUUGUGGACUUUUUCACAUAGUUUAUCACCAAACGUUUCUGGUGUGAUUAUUUGCUGACGGUCCCUGAGCGCUCGUUUUGCUCCGUCGGCCCAUAGAGAUCAAUGUACGCGUCGGGAGCAGAGCACGAUAGAGAGCGUUUUUUUAUUUUUAAGAAACUAAGUUGUAGCUUGUUCACUACCUUGCCGCGAUACCAAAGAGGUAUGCUAUCUUUCUAAAUACCCCUCUGUUCAGAAGGUAUUGAGCCGCAAAAGUCGAAUCUGUGGAUAUCUUGCUAACUUUACUGAAGUUUUGGAACAACGCCUCCUUGUGGUGUGUGCUUCGUCAUUAUGAUGAUGUUUUUUGUUACUAAGCUCUUGGAUAUUUUCUCUGUCACAGCUGGAUUAAAAAAAGCAAAUCUAAAAUUCCAAUUACACUUUCCAAAUUUGUUAUUCUGACCUAUUAUCUUGACAAAACACUUUAAAAAAGUAGUAUUUUCUUACCAGACUUUCUUUACAACAGCAGCUAGAUCACAGUAAACGACAAAUCUAACACACGAACAAUUCAAAACCUAAAUAAAAAUCAGUCAAUCAGAUUUAUUUAUAAAGUGCUUUUCAAACAAAGUGCUACUCAAAGUGCUUUACAAAAACAUGAACGUUCUCUGCGGCCCUGAGGCCCUUUGGUAGCUCGUUCCAGAGGCGAGGGCCAUAACACUAGAAGGACGCCUUGCCGUGAGUGUGUGCCCUGACUUUAGGGAUGACCAGGAGACGCCUGCCAGAGGAGUGCAGAGGCUGUGAGGGUUCAUAUGGUAAAAACAGUUCUGAGAGAUAAGAAGGCCCAAGACCAUUAAGACACUUAAAAACCAUUAGAAGAACCAUAAAAUUGAUCCUGAAACAUACGGGGAGCCAAUGCAAUGAUUCUAAAACUGGUGUAAUAUGCUCCCGCCUCCUGGUCUUCAUCAGGACACAUGCUGCCAAAUUUUGUAGAAGUUGUAAGCCUGAGAUGCUCUUUUUAGGAAGACCAGAAAGCAGGGCAUUACAGUAGUCUAUCCUACUGGUGAUAAAAGCAUGCAUCAGCAUCUCCGUAUUGGCCCGAGAGAGAAUGGGGCGGACUCUGGUGAUGUUCUUUAGAUGAUAAAAACAUAUUUUUGUGAUAUUUUUAAUGUGCGGGAUAAAAGUCAGCACAGAGUCAAAGAUGACACCCAGGUUCUUCACUUGUUCAGAUGGAUUAAAGGACAGAGAUUGUAAUUUUGGUAAAAGCUUCUCUCUCUGGGCCUCAGGACCAAUGACUAAAACUUCAGUUUUGUCCUGGUUGAGCUGGAGAAAGUUCUCUGCCAUCCAGGAUUUAAUGUCUAAAAUACAGUUAAAAAGUGCAUCCAAUGACCAAGAGUCAUCAGGAGACAUGGAGAUGUACAACUGUGUAUCAUCAGCAUAACUGUGAAAGUUAACCCCGUGUCUCCUGAUGACUCCGCCAAGAGGGAGCAUAUAAAGAUUAAAAAGCACUGGGCCUAAAAUUGAACCCUGGGGCACACCACAUGUAAUCCCAUGGACCCUAGAGGAACAGGUAUCCAAACUCACCAUGAAAGUCCUGUCUGUGAGGUAGGAUGUGAACCAUCUAUGUACAGCACCAGAGAGGCCAAUCUGUGUUAAACGAGUUAAAAGAAUAGUGUGGUCUACCGUAUCGAAGGCAGCACUUAGAUCCAGUAGAACCAACACCGUCAACUUCCGUUUAUCAUAAUUUACUCUAAAAUCAUUUAAAAUCUUCAGAAGGGCUGUCUCGAUGCUGUGGUUCACCCUAAAACCAGACUAAAAUUUCUCUAGGACAUUAUGAGUGUUUAUAAAAUCAUUUAGUUGAUUUAAAACCAACUUUUCUAAAAUUUUGCUUAAAAAUGGUAAGUUAGAUAUCGGUCGAUAAUUGUUUAAUUCAUUCAAAUCUAAAUUGCUCUUCUUCAACAGGGGCCUCACCACCGCCCUUUUAAAGGCAGCAGGAAAGACCCCCGUCUGAAGGGAGCAAUUCAUCAGGGUUAAAAUCUCAUCACUAGAAGAUCCAUAAAAUUGUUUAAAGAACGAAGUUGGAAUUGGGUCCAGAACACAUGCGGUGGGUCUCACUGAGGAGAAAACUUUAUCAAGAGUCUCAGCUUCUACAAGGACAAAGCUGUCCAGUGUUUCCUCUGGUAUAGACACACAUUCAGAUUGAUCUAAGACCUUAUUACUUAUGGAGGAUAAAAUAUUCCUUCUGAUGGUGUCUACCUUCCCUCUGAAGUGGGCUGCAAACUCCUCACAGAGUGCAUUUGAGGGUGUUUUCUGAGGUGAAUGGAGCAGGUUUCCAGCACCUACCAUGUCUUUAUAUGAGGACAAAGCAAACAUUUCUACAGAGGCUCAUUCUGAAGCCUUGGAGCUGGAGCUGACAUGCCCCAUAUGCCUCCAGCUGUUCUCCGAGCCUGCUUCUCUCCCCUGUGGUCACAUCUACUGCUUUGGGUGCCUUGAGACCAUGGGAGAAGGUGUGGACCGAUACAGCUGCCCAGAAUGUCAGGCUGAGUACCACAGGGCCACAGACCCGGUGAAGAGUUUCAAAAUGCGCAGCAUCGUGGAGACCUACAAAGCCAGUGCAGGGAAAGCCUUAGCUGGAGAACCUCCUGAUGUCAAGAAGAAUCACAACGAAUCAGAAACUAAACAUCAGCAGGAUGUGGAAACAGCUGGACAGAGUGGAGAGGGAGGCGAUGGAUGCAAGGCAAAGCAGGGCUUUAGAAUUGGAUCGGUGUCUGAAGAGCACCCGUUUCAUCUGGAUGAGGGAAAUGGCCAAAAGAGAGAAAUGAAUGAGCCCAAGUUUAAACUGGCAUCUCAGGUCACAGAGCUAAACCUCAAGUUAGAGUCGGCAGAAGGUGUCCUGAGGAAACAAGAGGAAUGGGAAAGUGGAGUGGCCACGGCUAACUCCCAGUUGAGAGAGACCACGUCUAAACGUUUGGCGCAGAUCAAAGACUUGGUUCAGGACUUUGCUGAGAAGGUGACUCAGAUGAUAGAGGAGGAGUUGGGUCCAGGUGAGGCUCUCGUACGCGCUCGUGUUAUUCAGACGUCUGAGCUGGUGAAACAGCUCAGGCAUGCUGGGCUCACAGCUGAAUCUCUUCUCACGGAAGAGGAUGAGAGGGAAUUCAGGGACCAGUUUGAAAGUCUGCAGCCGAGCAUCAUGGAUCUACUGGCCAAGCCGCUGGGAGAAGACGAAGAGUUGGUCGGUGCAAAAGUCAACCCCACGCAGGCUUGUUCCAAGCUGGACAACAUGAGCAGUGAGCUGAAAGACAGACUUGGAGAGAUUCAGCGCUCCCUUCGGAACACGCUCAACCCAUCAGAGGUGACCUUUGACCCGGAAACAGCCCAUCCUAACCUCCUCCUCUCUGAAGACUUGAAGACUGUCACUUACAGUGCUGCAAAACAGCCCUACCCAUCCUGCUCGCAGAGGUUCACCAGCUUCUUUCAGGUCCUCAGUACCCAGAGCUUCUCAGAAGGUGAGCACUGCUGGGAGGUGGAGCUGGAAGGCUCUCCGUGGAUCAUCGGCAUGUGUUACGGCAGGAAGCUAGUGCGCAGUGGCUUACCAUCUGCCCUGGAAUGCAGCCAGAGCUCCUGGUGUCUCAUGUGGUUCAAUAACCUGCUGACUGCUUUUGAGCGGAGUCACAGUGUGCCACUGAAGAGGACCACGGUGUCACGCAGGCUGGAGAUCAAGCUCAGCUUCAAGACCCACAGGCUGAGCUUCUACAACAUCAGUCCCACCAGUGGAAAAACCCAUAUCUACACGAUCAAGGCUAACCUGAGUGAACCAGUUCAUCUUGCCUACAGGAUGAUGUCAGGGCAUCCCAAAGCUCGGGUCACACUUUAUUCAUAAUCACAACUUUCAAAAUACGUGCAGAGGAGAAAUAAAAUUAUGUACUUUAUUUAAAAUAUGAAAGUUAAGACUUAAUCUGUGUGGGGGGGAAAGGUCUAAGAUUCUUGUUUAAAUCUGUUGUGAUUUAUACAUUUAAGUAUGACUGAAUUAUUGUCAAAAACAAGUUUCCAGUUAGUGUUUACAUUUUUGGGGUACCAAAUGUGUCAUAUUCAAUGUUAUCUACAUUUAAUUUCAAAUAAAAUGCAUUAAUUUAAAAUAAACUUUAAAAUCUGGCCA
Molecule: messenger RNA, 4720 nt
Organism: Nothobranchius furzeri (turquoise killifish)
Lineage: Eukaryota; Metazoa; Chordata; Actinopteri; Cyprinodontiformes; Nothobranchiidae
Gene: trim107
Product: tripartite motif containing 107
Source: RefSeq, a predicted model, not a curated record